Molecule: messenger RNA, 4532 nt
Organism: Cavia porcellus (domestic guinea pig)
Lineage: Eukaryota; Metazoa; Chordata; Mammalia; Rodentia; Caviidae
Gene: Prkx
Product: protein kinase cAMP-dependent X-linked catalytic subunit
Exons: 9
Coding region: 140-1246 (368 amino acids)
Biological process (GO): signal transduction; peptidyl-serine phosphorylation
Cellular component (GO): cAMP-dependent protein kinase complex; cytosol
Molecular function (GO): cAMP-dependent protein kinase activity; ATP binding
Source: RefSeq, a predicted model, not a curated record
GCCCCGGGCGCGCACCCCGCCUUUGUCCCCACAGCCGCGCGGGGACGCGCACCCCGACUCCGCGGGGACGCGCAUGGGGGGCCAGGGCUGAUGUCGCCUCCGAGGAGCCUGCGCCCCGCAGAGCCCGCGAUCGCGCCCCAUGGAGACGCCCGGCCCGGCCCCGGCACCCUCGGAGGACCCGGAACCCCGAGAGGCUGGGGAGCAGGGGACCCCAGAUGGCGCGCGCGCCUCCCGCCCCGGCCCUGAUGCGCCCUCGCCGCCGCCUCCUCCGCCUCCGCCUCCGCCUCCGCCGCCCUCCUACUGCCCGCAGGACUUCGACACCCUGGCCGUCGUGGGCACGGGGACCUUCGGCCGCGUCCACCUGGUGAAGGAGAAGAAGGGGUCGCAGUUCUUCGCGCUCAAGGUGAUGAGCAUCCCGGACGUCAUCCGCCUGAAGCAGGAGCAGCAUGUCCACAACGAGAAGGCCGUGCUGUCCGAAGUGAGCCACCCCUUCGUCAUCAAGCUGUUCUGGACCGGCCACGACGCGCGCUUCCUGUACAUGCUGCUGGAGUUCGCGCCGGGCGGCGAGCUCUUCAGCUACCUGCGCAGCCGCGGCCGCUUCCCCGCCGCCGCCGGCCUCUUCUACGCCGCCGAGAUCGUGUGCGCGCUCGAUUACCUGCACGCGCGCGCGGUGGUCUACCGCGACCUCAAGCCCGAGAACAUCCUGCUGGACCGGCUGGGCCACGUCAAGCUCACCGACUUCGGCUUCGCCAAGAAGCUGGCGGACAGGACCUGGACGCUGUGCGGGACCCCCGAGUACCUGGCCCCGGAAGUCAUCCAGAGCAAGGGCCACGGCAGGGCCGUCGACUGGUGGGCGCUGGGCAUCCUCAUCUUCGAGAUGCUCUCGGGGUUUCCUCCGUUUUUCGAUGACAACCCUUUCGGCAUUUACCAAAAGAUCCUCGCGGGCAAAAUCGAUUUCCCCCGGCAUCUGGAUUUCAGCGCCAAGGACCUCAUUAAGAAGCUGCUGGUGGUGGACCGGACCCGGAGGCUGGGGAACAUGAAGAACGGAGCGGAAGACGUGAAGCGACACCGCUGGUUCCGAGCCGUGGACUGGGACGGCGUCCCCCAGAGGAAGCUCAAGCCUCCCAUCGUCCCCAAGGUGUCAGGAGACGGCGACACCUCCAACUUUGAAACGUACCCCGAGAGCGACUGGGACCCUGCUCCUCCCGUGACCGAGAAGGAUUUGGAGACCUUCAAGAACUUCUGAGGCCGAGCUGGCUCUGCAGGGGACAUGCAGAUUUCAGCCACCCGAGCUGCAACCAGACGCACGCAGACUGGAGGAGCCCUUCCCCGGGGCGCGGGGGGACCCCACGUUUACACAGCUGCGUGCACACAGCGGGACUGCAGGGCUGGAGUCUGCGGAGCCCACAUUCCUAAAGCCACGCGCCGGCUGCAGACUCCCGACCGGUAACACUGUGCAUCUCGGCCUGCUCUGGGACUCUCGGCCUCUGAGUGUGAACCGUACACAGACGCGUGUGCAAGUGCGUGUGUGUGUACCAGCCGUGCGGUUUCGUAAACGCUGGCCUUUUUGCAAAGCCUCCGGGAUUGAUUUUUCCCGAAGGUUCUGCUGACUCCUGGAGAUGCAGGUCUCCAGCUGACCGUCUAUGCAUUAAAAUUAAAAUAACAGUCACUCCCGUCACCUCACCGGUCAGCCAGGAAAUGGACGCAGGUCCUCGCCCGGCAGCUUCAGGACCCCCAACCGCUGACCAGGCCUGCAGAAGGGGCUCAGGGCAGGGACAGCACGCGCUCUCACCUGCACGCACUCGGGACAUUCAGGGUGCUGCUGGGGCGGGACGGGGGCGCCCAGCACCCAGAAACCCGGCAGCUGCCUGGCUGCACCCAGGCCAAGAGCUGGCUCCUGUGUCCUUGAACCCUUGCCUGGAGCUCCCUGUGUCCCUCAGGCUGGUCUGGAGCACCCCAGGCUCCCUGGUGAUCUCCCAAGACCCUGUUUCAAAACUGCACAAAAGCCUGGAGAGUUAGCGGUGGCUUCAGAGGCCCCGGUUUCAAAGCCCACUUUUGCAAAAAAAAAAAACUGUGGGCAGGAGCACGGAGGAUGGUGUAGCCUUCAGCCCUUCUGCCUGUCUCCGAGCUCCAGGGCCCGUGCUGUGGUGAGCCGAGGUCUGCUGCCUGGGUGCUGGAGGGAGAAAUGCAGAGCCUCUGAGGGCUGUAGAGGGCAGAGCAAUUCCAGAAUGCAGGCCUCACCCCCGGGGCUCUCAUGAAGGACUUUGUCGUUUGCAUAGGAGUUUGCUGGGUUUGUGAGCCUCUGCUGGGUUCUGAGAUAGUUUGCAGCCAGGGUGCCCGGGAAGCUCUGCUGGGGACUGAGCUCCUGCCAUAUAUUUUCUGGGGCUGCUUUUUUGCUCUAGAUUCCUCACCCCCAACCCCCCAAUCCCUCACCCCAGUCUCCUUGGACUGAAUAAUUAACCUCAGUUGCAUGCAGUCUUUGAACUGUUUCUUGGUUUGUUUUUCGUUUUUUUGUUUGUUUUUGGUUUUGUGGUUUUUGGUUUUUUUUUUUCUUUUUGGUCUGUCUCUCUGUCUGUGUGUCCGUUUGUCUUUACUUUUGCUGGGGAUGGCGGAGGAUUCGCUGCACCCCGGAGCUGCCUCUGGGGUUCAGGCUCUGAGCUCCUGCCCGUGGGGAAUGGUAGCCUUGUAGGCUGGGCUCCGGGUUUCGGGGUUAGGGUUUAAGAUUUAGGUCCCGGGCUUGGCAUCCAGGCGUGGAUGUGAGGUGGGCCUGGGCCCCGGUACCCCAGAAUGUGAGGCCUGAGCCCCCGUACCCCAGAUUGUGAGGCCUGAGCCCCGGUACCCCAGAUUGUGAGGCCUGAGCCCCCGUACCCCAGAUUGUGAGGCCUGAGCCCCGGUACCCCAGAUUGUGAGGCCUGAGCCCCCGUACCCCAGAAUGCUUUGCCAGAAAGCCGAGUGGCCGAUGGUCGAGGAUGCAAAUGCCUGCCCUGCGGGGUGUUUGAAAACUGUCAAAAAGCACAUUAACAGCCAGGAGGAAUCCAGGAACGGGGGAGCCAGCCGGGGUGCUCGGUGCAGGUCCCCGGAGUCCUGGGCUCAGAGGCCACCCGGGCCGCCUGUGGCUCCCUGCCCCGGCCUGGACCUAGUGUCCAGCUGCAUGAGGCCAUCGCCAGCGGGGUCAGGUCCAGCCUCGUCCCCAAACUCCGUCCUGCACGGCUCGAGGCUGUGGCCGGGUGGGAUCUGCGCCCCUCGUGCACGGGGGACAUCGUGGUUCUGGGACGUUAGCGGGGUGGCAGGCUUUUCUGCAGGAGGGCGACCUCAGCCACCGUGCAAAACACACACUCACGCACACUCAGACACGCGCACACACGUGCACACCUCACAGCAAGCGGCAGCCUGAACCAAAGAACACAGCACACGGGCCUCCCCGCCACAGCCGCACGCGGGCUCCUGCUCCCCCCCAGCUCACCCCGAAUUCCCGAAUCCCCAGUGCUUCCUGGCUGCAGCUUCUGGGGUGCAGAGUGCCGAGACAGACCUGCCCCCCACUUUACUGGCUUUUGUUUUUGCCUUACAAACAUUCGGGACAAAAGCAUCGUGCUGUGCCUGCUCAUGGGUUCGCCCCUGUCCGGGAGGCGAGAUGUGGGGGGCUUGCGUGCUCCCCGAGCCUUCCGAGCAGUCUGUGGCCAGUGCUGGUGUGGGGGGGCUCAGGUGGGAGGCGGGGUGACCCCAGCAUUGCAUUCCCGUGUCAAGCGGCUCUGCAGAUCUUUAUGGUCUUGCAUCUGAGGAAACCAGCCUGCGUCACAAGACCAGGAGGUCCUGUCUGUGGUUGUCCCAAAUCGGGGUGCUCUAGGGAGACCUUUACCUUGAUUUCCCGCACUGCUGUUUGUUAGCUUGCUGAGACGGGGUCCCCCCGGUGGCCCGGGCUGGCCUUGAGCUCGCUGUGCAGCCCGGGCUGGCCUGGAACUUGCAGAGACCCUCCCGUCUCAGCCUCCCGGGCCGGCCGGAUUACAAGCCCGCACCCUGCACCCCGCCGGCUCGUGUCCCGGCCCCCCGGCUCCCCGUCCCCGCCUUCCACCCCGGAGGUCCACGAUCCGCUUUGCACAACUCUGGUCCCUUCCCUGUGUGCGUGCAUGCGUGUGAGCGUGUGUGUCUCAGCGUGCAAAGCGGACUCCAGGCAGGUUGUCACGUGUUGCCUCCGCGCCCCGAAACCUCGGGGGUCACUGUGUACCGGGGCGGCCUCGGUCUCCUCCCGGCUCUGUCCACAGCGAGCGGACCGGGCUGCCCGGAUCCCCCGUGGGCACAAGCGGUAAAUAGGGAUUGAACAGGGGAGCAAAUAAAAUCCCGUUUCUGACCCCGUUCAGCCCUCACACAACGGAAAUCACUGUGAUUUGUACAUAUAUAUAUACGGAUAGAGACAGAUUUUAUAUAUAUAUAUAUAUAUAUAUAUGCCCUAGGACAAAGUGACUGCUUCUAAUUUAUGUAAUAAUGCUACUGAUUCCAAGUUUCUUGAAUAAAACUUUGUACCUUUUAUGAUGUCA